GUUAUCAGACAUGCAGUGUCUAAAACGUAACACAUCGAGAGAAAAAAAGCUUCCUACAAACACACAAAAAUGCCGGUUAAGAUGUCAAUUUUCCAAUCUCUUAUGUUUCUUUUCAACCGGUUUAUCCUCAGACGAUACCGGAGCCAUAAACCAAAGUACCAAACAUGCCCUUCGUCCCUCCUCCAGACCGACCUAUCUAGCCAUACAUUGAUCUUCCACUUAGAAGGAGCUCUCCUCAAAUCCGACUCACUCUUCCCUUACUUCAUGCUCGUAGCAUUCGAGGCAGGAGGGGUAAUGAGGUCAUUGCUCCUCUUCAUUCUCUAUCCAUUGAUAAGCUUGAUGAGCCACGAGAUGGGUGUUAAAGUGAUGGUCUUCGUGAGCUUCUUUGGAAUUAAAAAAGAUAGUUUUAGAGCCGGGAGAGCGGUUCUGCCUAAAUACUUUCUAGAAGAUGUUGGACUCGAAAUGUUCAAAGUGUUGAGGAAAGGAGGGAAGAGGAUCGGUGUUAGCGAUGACCUUCCUCAAGUUAUGGUUGAAGGGUUCUUGAAAGAUUACUUGGAGACUGAAGUUGUUGUCGGGAGAGAAAUGAAGGUAGUUGGUGGUUAUUACAUAGGGAUCAUGGAGGAUAAGAUCAAACACGAUCUCGACUUUGAUGAGUUGGUUCGUAAAGAAAGAUUAAACACUGGUCAUGUUAUUGGCAUCACGUCCUUCAACACAUCUCUUCACCGAUAUCUAUUCUCUCAGUUUUGCCAGGAGAUAUAUUUCGUGAAGAAGUCCGACAAAAGAAACUGGCAAACCCUACCAAAAGACCAAUACCCUAAACCAUUAAUUUUUCAUGAUGGUCGUCUCGCAAUCAAACCAACCCUAAUGAAUACUCUUGUCUUGUUCAUGUGGGGUCCCUUCGCAAUCGCAGCCGCAGCAGCCAGACUCUUCGUCUCUCUUUGCAUCCCUUACACCUUAUCAAUCCCAAUCCUAGGUUUCUCUGGUUGCAGACUAACCGUAGAGAUCGACGACGUUUCAUCUCAAAAGUUAAACUCAAGUCAACGCAAAGGAUGUCUCUUUGCGUGUAACCACAGAACUUUAUUGGACCCUCUCUAUAUUGGAUUCUCUUUAAAAACCAAAAACAUCACAACCGUAACGUAUAGUUUGAGCAGAGUAUCUGAGCUCCUGGCUCCGAUCAAAACCGUUAGACUGACCCGUGAUCGGGUCAGUGACGGCAAAGCCAUGAAGAAGUUGUUGUCCGAAGGAGACCUAGUGGUUUGUCCUGAAGGUACCACUUGUAGAGAGCCUCACUUGCUAAGGUUUAGUCCUUUGUUCACCGAGAUUAGUGAUGUCAUCGUUCCCGUGGCUGUGACGUCACCCGCGACCUUCUUUUACGGUACAACAGCAAGUGGCUUGAAGGCAUUUGACCCGCUUUUCUUCCUCAUGGAUCCUUAUCCGUCCUACACGGUCCAGUUUCUGGACCCUGUCUCUGGUGUCUCGUGUCAAGAUCCUGAUGGGAAGCUGAAGUUUGAAGUGGCUAAUCAUGUUCAGAGCGUGAUUGGGAAGGCGUUGGAUUUUGAAUGCACUAAUCUGACUAGAAAAGACAAAUAUUUGAUCUUGGCUGGUAAUAAUGGUGUGGUUAAGAAAAAUUAAAUUUGUUUUUUUAUAGAAUAUGAGUGUUUUUGUGUGUAAAGUAAUCAAUGUUUCAUUCAUUUUUUAUAUAUUUUCAUGUUAUAAUGUUACGUAGCGAUGUAUAUAACUCAUUUUCUUGGUAAUGAAUCUAUAUAUAA
Molecule: messenger RNA, 1769 nt
Organism: Raphanus sativus (radish)
Lineage: Eukaryota; Viridiplantae; Streptophyta; Magnoliopsida; Brassicales; Brassicaceae
Product: probable glycerol-3-phosphate acyltransferase 3
Exons: 2
Coding region: 70-1632 (520 amino acids)
Biological process (GO): cutin biosynthetic process
Cellular component (GO): membrane
Molecular function (GO): phosphatase activity; glycerol-3-phosphate 2-O-acyltransferase activity
Source: RefSeq, a predicted model, not a curated record